AUGGCGAGGCUCAAUGAGCCUCCGGUGUCUACGGACAGUCUCGAAACGCUUCGCAGAAAGCUUCUUCGCCAGAAUAGGGAUCUCGCCAAGUUGAAUAAUGUGCGCGCUCUCCGAAUCCGGGAGUUAGAAAAUGAGUGUGCCUGCAUGCUCUCCGAAAAUAUCCAGCUCCGUGGCCGGGUCAUUGAUCUCGAAAAACAAGUCGAUGACAAUGAGUCGCGUCGCAUAGCAGACCAUGCCCUGGCCAUAAAAAGCCAGCUAGAAUCACAACUUUCACAAUGGGGUGAGCUCAUUGCCGGUCUGGGGUUGGAGCCCCCGUCGAAACGCCGCCCGUCUGGCAUCCAGAAAACUUCACAAAGGCCAAUCAGCUUCAACAACAACCGACCCAGCCCCUCUCAGAGGAGACUUCGAGACGUGGCGAGAGAUAUCGAGGACCUCGGGAGCAUCUCAGAACACAAGUCGUUCUCGCGCCAAUCUCUAAAUCCUGAACAAAUUCUUGCUCUACGAUCCGAAGCGGACUACGAUGACGAUGCCGAACUGGGCCCGCCGCCCAUGUCGCAAUUUAUCGAAGAAGACCCUAUCAAAGUUGACUCGCCGCCAGCAUCGCUUGCCAAACAGUUCGAGCCGGGCCCCAGGGAGAGGAUGGACCCGCCCGAGGCACUGCCCUCCCCGAGAGCAGACAACCAGAUCGAAACAUCGCCGUCACCCCAAAAGAGGCGAACCGAUAUCCUGUCCCGACCGAUAAAGAACACGCCGAAGCUCCAGAACACACCCGAUUCCGUCGAGCCUGAACUCUUGAAGCCUUCUGGGACCGAUAUGACAAUCAUGUCUCCUACCAAGGCCGGAGUCAAGCGCAAAUUCACGGCUCGCGGCGAUGCCACCAACACCAAGCCCGCACAUAAGGUGUCGAAUGAGAACCAGCCCCCGCAGCUAGCACCAGGGAAGUCAUCGGUUCGCGAGCAGGCCGAGGGACGAACGCUGAAGGAGCUCUCCAGCAUGAGGAAGGGGGAGCGACCAGCAAUCAGCACCAACCGGAAGCCCCUUUCGGCCAGGAGCACCAACGACGACGUCUCAUCACCCAAGAAGGCAAGGAUGACCUCAACAGACGAGGUGGCAUCCGCCAAGGCCGAGGUCACCCAGACCAAGUUGGCGCAAAAGGCGAGGGGGAAGGCGGCGGCACCGAAGGUGGUUGAUAUUGUACCCGAGCCGGCGCCGGCGCCUACGACCAGCGCGAGCGUCCCCACCCCGCUUGCAGAGUCGGACCUUGUCUGCCCCAACCCUCCGCAGUCAGCGCAUCCUGCCGAGGAGGCCUCUCGGGGAGACACCCCGCCCCCAGCCGACAUCAGUUCCCAGGGCGAGACAUCGCGAGGAAGCAGACGGAGCAGGGGCGUCGUUAGCUACGCGGAGCCAAAUCUACGAGAUAAGAUGCGGAGGCCGACAAAGGACCUGGUCGACGCCGUAACAGGGUCGCGGCGCUCGAGUCAGUUUGACCUCACGACACUCGACUCGGCCAACUCGAAGCGUCAGUCCGGCUCAAGCUCUGGUGCAGCCGAAGCCCCGUCAGGCCCUGAACCUGGCAGCAUCCCCGCCAGUCCGCUCGCCAAGAAGGGUAGCCAGACUGAUGUGGAGGCAACGGCGAUGCAGAAGCGCAAGCGACCAUGUCCGGCACUUGCAGACUCUUCUUUCCAGGACGAGAGCACAGAAAGCGUCGGGCUCUCAGACGUGGACCUGUACGAAUUUAAGACAUCACCACAAGUCGGGAAGGGCAGGAGAAAGGCCACGGGCCGGCAGAGCAAGUCGUCGUCACGACGCUUCUCCACGGCCCUCGAGGGUGACGACGGCGUCGUACCAACCAGCCAGCCAUCUUCAUCGCGAAGGAGGAGUAUGGUGGUGUAA
This is a messenger RNA of Geosmithia morbida, 1893 nucleotides long. RefSeq names its product Shugoshin C terminus. The record is from RefSeq and is a predicted model, not a curated record. Gene Ontology annotation, cellular component: chromosome, centromeric region; nucleus. Gene Ontology annotation, biological process: meiotic chromosome segregation. NCBI's taxonomy places the organism in Eukaryota, Fungi, Ascomycota, Sordariomycetes, Hypocreales, Bionectriaceae. The coding region runs from base 1 to 1893 and encodes 630 amino acids. The transcript is spliced from 3 exons.